Messenger RNA from Microthlaspi erraticum, 1827 nucleotides. The record is from the annotation of a GenBank genome assembly. NCBI's taxonomy places the organism in Eukaryota, Viridiplantae, Streptophyta, Magnoliopsida, Brassicales, Brassicaceae.
AUGGCCUCGGGGCAGCUGUUCUCACGCAACACACAAGCCUUGUUCUACAACUAUAAGCAGCUUCCCAUUCAGCGGAUGCUUGAUUUUGAUUUCCUCUGUGGGAGAGAAACUCCUUCUGUUGCUGGUAUCAUUAACCCUGGCUCCGAGGGAUUCCAAAAGCUUUUCUUCGGUCAGGAAGAAAUCGCCAUCCCUGUCCAUGCAGCCAUUGAGGCAGCAUGCGCUGCACAUCCCACAGCAGAUGUUUUCAUCAACUUCGCAUCGUUUAGAAGUGCUGCUGCUUCAUCUAUGGCGGCUUUGAAGCAGCCAACUAUUAAAGUUGUGGCCAUUAUAGCUGAAGGUGUUCCAGAGUCAGACACUAAGCAGUUGAUUGCUUAUGCUCGUGCUAACAAUAAGGUUAUUAUUGGACCAGCUACUGUUGGAGGUGUUCAAGCUGGAGCCUUUAAGAUUGGUGACACCGCCGGAACAAUUGACAAUAUCAUCCAGUGCAAGCUGUACAGGCCUGGAUCUGUUGGCUUUGUCUCUAAAUCUGGUGGCAUGUCUAAUGAAAUGUACAAUACUAUUGCCCGUGUGACAGAUGGGAUCUAUGAAGGCAUUGCUAUUGGUGGGGAUGUGUUCCCGGGCUCCACUUUAUCUGACCAUAUCCUGCGGUUUAACAACAUCCCACAGAUUAAGAUGGUGGUUGUACUUGGAGAGCUUGGAGGAAGAGAUGAAUAUUCUCUAGUGGAAGCCUUGAAGGAGGGAAAGGUCACAAAACCAGUGGUUGCUUGGGUCAGUGGGACUUGUGCACGUCUCUUCAAGUCUGAAGUACAAUUUGGUCACGCAGGGGCCAAAAGUGGUGGAGAGAUGGAGUCUGCACAAGCCAAGAAUCAAGCGCUCAAAGACGCUGGAGCUAUUGUACCCACUUCAUUUGAAGCCCUGGAGUCUGCAAUCAAGGAAACUUUUGACAAAUUGGCUGAAGAAGGAAAGGUGUCUCCUAUUAAGGAAGUCACUCCUCCGCAAAUCCCCGAGGAUCUCAGCUCUGCGAUUAAGAGUGGGAAAGUCAGGGCUCCUACUCAUAUCAUCUCCACCAUCUCUGAUGACAGAGGAGAGGAACCAUGCUAUGCUGGUGUGCCAAUGUCUUCCAUCAUAGAACAAGGUUAUGGCGUGGGAGAUGUCAUUUCUCUCCUAUGGUUCAAACGUAGUCUUCCCAGUUACUGUACCAAAUUCAUUGAGAUAUGCAUAAUGCUGUGUGCUGACCACGGUCCAUGCGUCUCCGGAGCGCACAACACCAUCGUAACAGCAAGAGCAGGAAAAGACCUCGUCUCAAGUCUUGUUUCAGGUCUAUUAACAAUUGGUCCUAGAUUUGGUGGUGCCAUUGAUGAUGCAGCACGAUACUUCAAAGACGCUUGUGACAGGAGUCUCACGCCUUACGAAUUUGUGGAAGGCAUGAAGAAGAAAGGAAUCCGAGUCCCUGGGAUUGGCCACAGGAUCAAGAGCAGAGACAACAGAGACAAAAGAGUGGAGCUGCUUCAGAAAUUCGCACGGUCUAAUUUUCCUGCGGUCAAGUACAUGGAAUACGCAGUCCAAGUAGAGACAUACACACUCUCUAAAGCCAACAACCUCGUACUCAACGUCGAUGGAGCCAUUGGAUCUCUCUUCUUGGACCUUCUCGCUGGAAGUGGGAUGUUCAGUAAGCAAGAGAUCGACGAGAUAGUCCAGAUUGGUUAUCUCAAUGGCCUCUUCGUCCUCGCUCGAUCCAUUGGUUUAAUCGGGCACACAUUCGACCAGAAGAGAUUGAAGCAGCCACUGUACCGACACCCAUGGGAAGAUGUCUUGUACACCAAGUAA